Molecule: messenger RNA, 1026 nt
Organism: Strongyloides ratti
Lineage: Eukaryota; Metazoa; Nematoda; Chromadorea; Rhabditida; Strongyloididae
Product: RNA recognition motif domain and Zinc finger, RanBP2-type domain and Nucleotide-binding, alpha-beta plait domain-containing protein
Exons: 2
Coding region: 1-1026 (341 amino acids)
Molecular function (GO): RNA binding
Source: RefSeq, a predicted model, not a curated record
AUGGAUUCUGAAAUCAAGAAGAAGAAAAGUAAAGGUAAAAAACGAACAUUUCCAUAUGAUAAUGGAUCUAAACAUGAACCUAAAAAAUACUUUACCAACAAUUAUCAACAACCAUUUAACGAUGUUUUCUGUAGGAAUGACCAAUAUUUAUCAUAUAAUAAUGUUAAUAAUUAUACAAGUGGAGUACAAUAUUAUGGAAAUUUUUAUAAUAAUAUGUACAAUGAAAUGUUACCAGAUCCAAGAUCAGGUUAUUAUUGUAAUAUAUUAAACUCUCCACAAAUAAAUAAUGGAUAUCCAUAUUUAAACUACAAUCAGUACUAUAAUAAUAGAAUUAAUUACACUUAUAAUUCAACUUCAUACAUCCAACCACCUUUAAAUGUCUGUACAAAUAUUUUAUCUAAAGAUUCAUUGUAUAUUACAAAUAUUCCAUUUGAAUGUACAAAAUUUGAUAUAUUUGGCAUUUUUAAUUUUAAUAAUUUAAUUGCUAGAAAUACUAUUAAUGGUGAACCAAGAAUAAAAUUAUAUAAAGAUCAACAAACGAGAGCAUCAUGUUUGAUUACAUUUUUGUCACCAGAAGCAGCAGCCUAUGUUAAAAAAACAAUGGAUAAGAAGGAAUAUCCUGGUUCAUUUAAAAAAAUGAAGAUUAAAUAUGCCAAAUAUAAAAAUAGGACUUCAGACAAUUUUAUCAAUCCUCACAACGAUCAUAAUAAAAAUUCUAUAACAUCGAAUUCAAAAAAUAUCAUAUCUUCAAUACAAUUGCCCUCAAAAAAUAAAACAUUACCAAAUAAUGAUAAGAAGAUGAAGGAAGAUGAAAAAAUUGUUGGUGGUUACAUUGCACGAUUUGAGACAAAAAGUGAUGAAGAAAAUAAAGAGGAAAAUUAUGAUAAAAAUGACAAUGAAGUAACCAUAAUCGCUGAGGUAACUCGAUUUACUCAAGAUUGGAAAUGUGAAACUUGUGAGACGUUAAAUUAUUACUACCGAGACAAGUGUUACCAUUGCAAUGAGUCUAAAUGUGAAAACAAAUAA